Molecule: messenger RNA, 311 nt
Organism: Staurois parvus
Lineage: Eukaryota; Metazoa; Chordata; Amphibia; Anura; Ranidae
Source: the annotation of a GenBank genome assembly
GGAGGAGAGCGACCUGUGUUGUUUACACACAAAUCUCUCCCCUGUCAGUGAUACUUGGCAAUUGCCAGGUGUAGUUCUCUCCCUUGUAGAGCCAUACAAAGCAGUGUGCUUACAAUGAAGCACACAGCACAUAAUGUAAAAACAGUACACAGCACACAGUUAACCCUUUGAUUGCACCCAGAUGUUAAUCCCUGCCCGCCCAGUGCUUUUUAUCAACACUGAUCACUGUAUUGGUGUCACUGGGGAUGUCAGUGACACCAAGUCAGUUCCCCCCAGUGUCAGAAUGCCCGCCGCAGUCCCGCUAUAAGUGA